AUGGCCGCUGCUGGUAAAACGUUACAGAAGCGAGUCUGGCGACGGUAUUUUAUCACGUGGAUUUCGCUGCAGUCUGUGUUUUGGCGCGUUAAGGCCACGUUGCUGCCUCUCUUCCCUUCCCCCAGUGAUCUGCAGUCUAAUUUCCCCUUCAAAGGAAUCGAUAGCCGCUACAAUGAAGGCUGCCGGGAACUGGCGAACUAUCUUCUCUUUGGCUUCUAUAACCAGAACAACAAUGAGUUUGAAAAGUCGGGGUUUCCUGAAGAAGUCUUGGACGAUGUGAUCCUCUUAAUAAAGCCAGACAGCGUCCACCUGUACUGCAACCCCGUCAACUACAGCUACCUGUUGCCCUACGUGGCCGUUUGGAGAAACUUGCAUUUCCAUUGCCUGACUGAAAACGAGUAUGAAGACGAGGAAGCUGCGGAGGAGUUCAAGAUUUCCAGCUUUGUCGACAUGGUUCGCGACUGCAGCCGAAUCGGCAUCCCCUUCAGCUCACAAGGCCACCUGCAGAUAUUCGACAUGUUCCUUGUUGAGAAAUGGCCGAUCGUGCAGGCGUUUGCGUUGGAAGGAAUUGGCGGCGGCGGAUUCUUCACAAUGAAAUACGAGUUAAUGGAUGUCAGUGUGGAUCUGUGGAAAACUUACAGCAAAAUGGAUCCCGUUUCCUUGGAGAGUUUGCUUUAUGAGGAUCUGAUGACGUUAGAGCACCAGUGGACCAAUUUUUUUGCAAAUUUCGACACAGAAGUCCCUUUCAUUUUGGAGCUGUCGGAGUCCCAGGCAGGAGAACCAUUCCGAAGUUAUUUCAGCCAUGGAAUGCUUUCGAGCCACAUCACGGAUAACAGUCCCAGCAGGCAGCCGUUUGUGCUCUUCGGCACCCACUCGUCAAAGGAGAACCUGAACGCCGGCAACUUUAGCUUCCCGUCAGAGGGACAUCUCGUGCGCAACACGGGCCUCGGUGGGAGUACGGCCAAGCACAUGGUCGUGCAGUGCGUCUCUCCAAAGGGGCCUCUGGCUUGUUCAAGGACCUAUUUCUUUGGAACUACUCACACCCCUUACCUUGGCAAAGAUAAUGAAAUGGAGAAGAAAGCUGACCAAGUGAAACUGCUGUCCCAAAUUUACGCGGCUGUUGUGGAGGCAGUCCUGGCGGCCAUAGAUUCCUACUCUAAAACUUCCAGCGCCACCAAGGCAAAGGACGUGGCAGAGCAGACCUUCUCCAACAUGCUCGACGUCUUUGAACUCGCCUACUUCAAAGCUCCGCUACGCUCCAAAAUAGAUUUUCAGAUUCAAGCUGUGAACAACCACGGAAGGAUUAUCCUACUGGAUAACGAGGAUAGCCCGUCCUUAAUGAAAACUGUGACCAUGGUCAUAUAUGACAUUCCAGACUUACUCGGCGGAAGGGGCUGCCUCGGGUCGGUCAUCUUCUCGGAGUCUUUCCUGGCCUCGCAGAUCUUUGUAAAAGAAAAAGAUGGCAGUACGAGCACAGAAUCCAGCUACAUCAUCCCGACCGCGGUGAUCCCCAGAUCGGUUUCUUGGCUGGUGGAAGACAAUGAAGUGAAGCUGUCAGAGAAGGCGCAACAAGUAGCUAAGGAGGAAGAAUCGUUCCUGGGUACUUUCCUGACGGGAGGCGACGGGGCUUACAUUUCUUCCUGCAAUUCACUCUGCAGGCCGGAGGAAGGCAAACUCCACUUCUUCUCUGACGGCCUCCUGUUCUGCCACCCUCACUACGGAAGCAUCGCCAUUUCGAAGACGCACAUGACCUCCAUCAGGUUCUACGACGGAGACUCCACCAGCGUGGUCGCAGCCCUCCUCAUCGGCUACACGGGCUCCCUCCUCCCACACCUCCCGAUCCAGCUGCAGACUCCAAGCAACUCCCUGCUGUUCGCCCUGUUCCCCAAAUCGAAACUUUACAAAGCGUUCUACUCCCAGGUAUUCUCCGUCUGGCAACAGCGGGGGAACUCAGGAACAUCUCUGAAGAUGACGCAAGACGACUGCCUGCCUGCCGAAGUAGAGCAAUUACAUUCUCACAUGCAGAAACUCUUCAGUCUUUCAUCCUGUCCGGCUGGGGAAAGAUGGAGCCACCUAAGAGUAUCUACGAGCCUCCCGGAUCUGGACAGGUUUCUGCGGCACUUCACAGUCAGCAGCGUAAGCCACGAACCGGUGACGAGAGCCCACCUGCCUCUGCUGCUGCAGCAGUCGGAAGCCAUUCCUGGUAACCAGGCAGAGAACGAUAAGGUGGUGAUCACCAUCUUAACAGGCCUUCCUGGAUGUCGCUCGAGUGACCUUUGUACUUUCCUGGUCACCUUUAACAAAGAAUACGGAAGGUGGCUGGUCUAUCGCCAAACCAUGGAUAGCCCCGAGUGUUUCAGCGCCGCCCACUUCCAGAAGUACCUGACGAGCGUCGUAGAAUCUCAGCACAGCCGAAGCACUCGCCUCUCCGCUUACAGCAGGAAGAAGCCAAGGUUGCUGGUGGUUCUGCAAGGAUACACAGAUGUGAUUGACGUUGUGCAGGCCCUGCAGACUCACCCAGACGCCGAAGUCAGGGCCUCUUUCGUCAUUGGCGCCGUCUCCACUUGCGUGGAACCGUCGAGCUGUUACAUGGAGCACAGAUUCCUUUUCCCCAAGUUCCUGGACCAGUGUUCACAAGGUCUGGUGAGCAACGUGGUCUUCACGAGCCAGACGGCCGAGCAGAGGAACCUGCUGCUGGUCCAGCUCCAGCACCUGAUCCGAGCCGCGAACCCCGCCGUCGCCUUCGUCCUGGCGGAAAACGGGGUGGUGACGAGGAACGAAGAUAUUGAACUGAUCCUUUCUGAAAGCAGUUUUUCAAAUCCAAUGAUGCUGACCACCCGCUAUUUAACGUAUCCUGGCUGGCACGACGGCAAAUUUCGGUCAGGUUCGGUUGUCCCCCCCAUGGUUCAGAUCUGUGUGUGGUUUAACCGUCCGCUGGAGAAAACACGAUUCGUGGCCAAGUGUAAAGCCCUGAAGUCCUCCAUUAAGCCAAGUCCUUUCUCUGGAAACAUAUACCACAUUUUGGGCAAAGUAAAGUUUUCAGAUUCGGACCGAGUGAUUGAAGUCUGCCACAACACCUCCUCCAACUCAUUAAGCCUGGCGCCCGUUCAGGAGGGGCCGACUCCCCCUCCCGAUUCAAGAAACGAGAGCCGAGACCACGGCGGGCCUCAGGACUGCUUCCUGGUCUUCGUGGGCUGCUCCCUGAAAGAAGGCGACAUCAAAGACUGGCUGAGAGAAACGGCAAAGCAGAAGCCGCAGAGGAAAGCCCUGAAAACCCGAGGCAUGCUGACUCUGCAGGAGAUCAAGAGCAUUCACGUGAAGCGUCACUUGGAUCCACUUCCAGCUGGUUACUUCUACAAUGGGACUCAGUUUGUGAAUUUCUUUGGCGACAAAAUGGAUUAUCACCCACUGAUGGACCAGUUCAUGAACGACUACUUGGAGGAGGCAAAUCGCGAGAUCGAGAAGUACAACCGAGAGCUGGAGGAACUGGAAUAUCACGACCUUUUUGAGCAGAAGACCUAAAUGAAUCACCCGUCAGUGGGGAAACACUGAACCAAUGGUUGAUGACCAAGAAAUGUCUUUAUCCUUGCUCGUUAACAACAACAAAAAAAUUUAUGGAAAAGCAGACAACCCAUUUCCAACCAUUGUACAAACACUUAAGCUCCAGACAUGUAAGGGUGGCCUUUUUAAAGUGAUCUAUCAACUGU
Molecule: messenger RNA, 3707 nt
Organism: Gekko japonicus
Lineage: Eukaryota; Metazoa; Chordata; Lepidosauria; Squamata; Gekkonidae
Gene: DNAAF9
Product: chromosome unknown open reading frame, human C20orf194
Exons: 36
Coding region: 1-3522 (1173 amino acids)
Source: RefSeq, a predicted model, not a curated record